AUGGCAGUCCCCCGCGACCCAGACUUCUGGAAACGCUUCAGCUACGCAGUCCACCAAGACGAAGAAGCCCAAGUAAACGAAAAAUCAAAAUCCACCUGGCUGCACACAACCCGCCGCAAAAAACGCCACUCCUACAUCCGCACAUGUCUAACCUUUUGGAUCCUACUCCUCGCAAUAAUAACAAUCUUCGUCGUUGUAAUAGUGAUAUUGGUAAAAACAGGCGUGUUGAAGAAAAUACACAUCGGUGGGGAAAAAGGAGAGCAAGGGAAAAAAGCUAGUGGGGAUUUUGGUGAUUGGUUGAGUGGUGUGUUCGGUGGUGGGGGGAAGGGGGAUGGAGAUGAUGGGAAGAGUGGUUAG
Molecule: messenger RNA, 357 nt
Organism: Aureobasidium pullulans EXF-150
Lineage: Eukaryota; Fungi; Ascomycota; Dothideomycetes; Dothideales; Saccotheciaceae
Exons: 2
Coding region: 1-357 (118 amino acids)
Source: RefSeq, a predicted model, not a curated record